Messenger RNA from Cyprinodon tularosa, 1711 nucleotides. RefSeq names its product ddb1 and cul4 associated factor 13 (gene dcaf13). Gene Ontology annotation, cellular component: small-subunit processome; nucleolus. The transcript has 11 exons. Gene Ontology annotation, biological process: maturation of SSU-rRNA from tricistronic rRNA transcript (SSU-rRNA, 5.8S rRNA, LSU-rRNA). Bases 130 to 1467 code for a protein of 445 amino acids. NCBI's taxonomy places the organism in Eukaryota, Metazoa, Chordata, Actinopteri, Cyprinodontiformes, Cyprinodontidae. Gene Ontology annotation, molecular function: protein binding. The record is from RefSeq and is a predicted model, not a curated record.
CAGCGCGCCGACCUGCCUGCUUCUUCACCAUCAACACAUGGCAGCUAGGUUGUAUCUUCCUUGCUAACACCCAGUUUCUAUAAAAAAUAACCGUCUUUUUGCUUUUAUUGCUCUUGGUUCGGCCAUCAAAUGAAAGUUAAAGUCCUCUCCAGGAACCCGGAUGAUUAUGUCCGGGAAACUAAACACGAUAUUCAACGAGUCCCCAGAAACUAUGACCCCUCCCUUCAUCCGUUUGAGGUGACCAGAGAAUACACCAGGGCUCUGAAUGCCACCAAGUUGGAGCGCGUGUUUGCCAAGCCUUUCCUGGCCUCCCUGGACGGUCACAGAGAUGGAGUCAACUGUCUGGCCAAGCACACCAAGAGUCUUUCAACCCUGCUCUCUGGCUCCUGUGAUGGAGAGGUGAAGGUGUGGAAUCUCACCAAACAUGAAUGUGUUCGUACUCUCCAAGCGCACGAGGGCUUCGUCCGGGGAAUGGUUGUCAGAUACUGCGGCACUUCCUUCUUUACGAUUGGUGAUGAUAAAACAAUAAAACAAUGGAAAAUGGAAGCACCGGGAUACGGAGAAGCGGAGGAGCCUCUUAACACUAUCCUUGGCAAGACUGUGUUCACAGGACUGGACCAUCACCUAAAGAAGGGUGUAUUUGCAACGUGUGGCCAGCAGGUGGACAUCUGGGAUGAGCAGAGGAGCACCCCCAUCCGCUCCUUCACCUGGGGGGUAGACAGCUUCAGCUCUCUCCGUUUUAACCCCGUGGAGACUGAACUCCUCGGAAGCUGUGCCUCUGACAGAAGCAUCGUUUUAUACGACAUGAGGGAAUCAACACCUCUUAAAAAGGUGAUCAUGACCAUGAGGCCUAACACACUAUGCUGGAACCCGAUGGAAGCCUAUAUUUUUACAUGUGCAAAUGAAGACUAUAACCUUUACACAUAUGACAUGAGGUACCUGGAGAAGCCCUUCAAAGUGCACAUGGACCACGUCUCCGCCGUGCUGGACGUGGACUACGCUCCAACCGGACAGGAGUUUGUUUCUGCUAGCUUCGACAAGACCAUUCGCAUCUUCCCUAAAGACGCAGGACACAGCAGAGAAGUAUACCACACCAAACGCAUGCAGCACGUCAUCUGCGUCAAGUGGUCGGCAGACAACCGGUACAUCCUGAGCGGGUCGGAUGAAAUGAAUAUCCGACUGUGGAAGGCUAACGCAGCUGAGAAACUGGGAAUGCUGGCCCCCAGAGAGAAGGCAGCCAUUAACUACAGCCAGAAGCUAAAGGAGAAGUUCCAGCACCACCCGCAGAUCAAGCGCAUCGCCCGCCACAGACAUCUACCCAAGAACAUCUACCACCAGAGGAACGAGCUGAGGAUCAUGAAGGAGGCUCGCCGUCGAAAGGAGAUGAACGUCCGGAAGCACAGCAAACCAGGAAGCGUCCCUCUGGUGUCUGAGAAGGAGAAGCAUGUUGUCACUGUGGUGAAAUAGGGCCUUCUGUUUAGCGACGAUCAUUCAUGCCUACGGAAAGACUCUGAAUCUUCUCCUGCAAGGAUUCACGCCCGGCUGUCAUUUGAAUAUGAAGCUGUACUGUAAAUAUAUGAACCAGUUAGACUUUGACCUUUUUAAGGGCUUCCUGUUUCAUGAAGUCCGGAGUUUAAAUCUUGAAAAUUAAGACUUCAGUGGAGUUUUGUAUCUAAUGGAAAUAAAAACAAAUAAAGUUUGUUUAAAUGGA